CCGUUCCUUCGGUUCCUUGGGCUCCCCGUAAGCGCACGUGAAGCGCAGCGUGAAGCGCUCGAUGCGCUUCUUCCUGUCGGGCAGCGGCAGCACCGCAGCCAUGGCCAGCCUGAGCUACUGCGAGCGCGUGGUGCGGUUGACACGGAAGCCGCCACACGAGCUCCACUUGGCCUACUUGGGAACUCCCAUGUAUGACUUGGAGCGCUUCCGCGUGAAGUUGUUGACGCCCUUCCUCCAGCUGGGCGUCACCUGUCAUCCCAUCGACCUCGUGGAGACGCAACGCCUCUCGGAGGAGCACCGAGCCUGGUUGCUGAAAAGCGACAUCAUCUUGGUCAGCGGUGGCAAUACGUUGUAUGCCAUGGAUCUUUGGAAGGCUACCGGUGUGGCGGAGCUACUGGCAGAAGUCAAGGACACCGCCGUUUUCUGCGGAGGCUCUGCCGGUGCCAACUGUUGGUUUGAUGGCGGGCAUUCCGAUUCGAUGGAUCCCAUGACCUUCCGCAAGAGCAUGGCGCCCAGUUCUGGUGAGCUCUCGGAGUUCGACGGGCCAAGCAAAAGCUGGGAGUACAUCCGAAUCGAAGGCCUGGGUUUUCUGCCGGGGCUUUGUUGUCCGCACCACGACCGCGUGCAGAGCAACGGGGUCCUCCGUGCGGAGGACUUCGAGAAACUGCUGCGCAGGCACCCGCAGGAGCGAGGCAUUUGCAUCGAUGACUGGGCCGCCCUGGAGAUCGACGGAGAAUCCUAUCAGAUAUUCGUCGCGCCCGACGCACCCAAGUCGGCGAAGGUCUUCAUCAAGGAGAUCGACGGAGGGACGCUCCAGGCCACGGGCGUGCCAAUGGAGGGCAAGUUGCACGAGCUCCUGCGCCGGGCGAGUGCAAUCACGUGCCUCGGAACACGGCAAGCGGCUAGCAAGAUGAGCGACAAGAGCUUUGUCGUGUGCUGAAUCCCAUCGGUUAGCAAG
Messenger RNA from Durusdinium trenchii, 958 nucleotides. NCBI's taxonomy places the organism in Eukaryota, Dinophyceae, Suessiales, Symbiodiniaceae. The record is from the annotation of a GenBank genome assembly.